Messenger RNA from Tricharina praecox, 1567 nucleotides. RefSeq lists its product as uncharacterized. Bases 27 to 1136 code for a protein of 369 amino acids. The record is from RefSeq and is a predicted model, not a curated record. The transcript has a single exon. Lineage: Eukaryota; Fungi; Ascomycota; Pezizomycetes; Pezizales; Pyronemataceae. Gene Ontology annotation, molecular function: protein binding.
AGCGAACUCAUCUGCGAGUUGCUUUGAUGCUCAAUCGCACCUCCGUCCUCGCCGAACUGAUGAAAACGGUCACAUUCGGAUUAGAUUAUCCGGAGUUUACUCAAGAGGAUGCGGAGUAUCAAAAAGCCGUGAACACAAGGUACUAUCGCGGGCUCACCAUCAAUGGUGAAAAAAAUGCGGAUUGGUUGCGCGAUGCAAAUUCCAGCCAUGCAAAUUCCAGCCAUGCAAAUUCCAGCCAUGCAAAUUCCAGCCAUGCAAAUUACAGCCAUGCAAAUUCCAGCCAUGCAAAUUCCAGCCAUGCCGUCUUUCGCGGCGAAGGUGGGCAGAGACCGGCACAAGUAGCCGCCUAUCAUGGCGCGCUGGAAAGCCUGCUAUGGCUUCAGAGCGAUGAGCCAUGGAAAGCGGUAACAACUUUCAUUUCAAACGACCCUACCAGCAAAAAGGCCCGCUUUUUGGAACAACACGGCUUCGUGCCUCACUUCGAGAAUGGACUGGGACUGGCAACGAAUCUACUCCCGCAUACUUGCAUCCAAGGCUGGAAAGAUACCAUGAUCCGCGACACCAGAGCCAAAGCAAUGACCUACUUCCUUUCUCGCCCGUCCGCAGCUACCGCCAGGACUGACGAAGGGUUAACGCCUGCCCUCUUUGCGGUGCAGCAAAGUAAUCGCGGGGCAAUUGAAUACCUUUUAGAAGAAGGUGCCGACUUCUCCACGAGGGACUCUGACGGCCGCAACAUUCUGCACCUACUGUUCCAGCUCUCCGCCAACAACGAGUUUAUUCAUCAAUUGACCAGGCGGCAGCUCCGCGGGCUCCUCGACCAGGAAGAGUCAUAUAUCCGUGAAUAUUUCUGCUUGCUACCAACAGAUGUCGCCACCGCAGCCUGGGCGCAGCCUGGUCUCAGCCUGGUCGCAGCGACAACGCGGCACCCUGAUGCAACCGCUCGCAGCCUGGAUCGCAGACCACGACCGCGUCGGAAUACACCUGUCCGCCUUCCGCUUCCUCAUCUCGAUGUCCCGCGGGGUGGGAUUAAUACAGGCCAACUCGGAGGGCAACCACGCUAUCCACGAGCUCGCGCGUGGCGGCCAGGUCUCCGCAAUCAAGCUCCUGCUAGAUUUACACCCGGAGGCUGCGUUUGAAACCUACGAAAAUGGCAAUGGAUUUACAGCGGGCGAAAUUGCAGAGGCCUUGUGGAUACGUAGUAAGGUUGGCGGGGCAUUUCCGGAGGUCUCUGGGGAGAUAGAGGUAUCCUGGCAGCCAGUUUAUGAGCGGGAUAUAUCAUACUUCGACAAAGACGUUGAUUGGGAGGAGAGAGAGAAUGAGGAUGAUGAUGAUGAUGUAGGAAAGAUAAGUGUUGAUGAUACUUGGAGAUUGUUCAAGAAUAUGGCGGGAUCGCGGGGAAGAUGGCUUUGUAAACUUCAGACGGCAGCGAUAGUUACGAGGCACGUAGCGCAGGAACGGACAGCGCUGUAGGGGUGUUGACACAGCGGGAGGGGAAUUUUCCGGAGUUUGGUAGGGGUCGUCUAGCAUCUACGGCCAUCGGAACUGGCGAUUAAUUGCAUAAUUGAGU